AUGGCGGCAGAGAGGGUAUCGACCUCGUCAGUUGUCAAACUAAAUCUAAGUGCGAUCAAAAAGAGCGAUCAAUAUGUGGUAAAUAUUAUAGAUAAUGCUUCACAAGUGGCACUCUAUAAAUUUAACGGAACGACACAGGCGUGGGUAAGUACAGCUCAGCUCAUUUUUCAAUUUUUACACGUGUGAUCAUGUAUGAGCUGCUUUCGUUUGCAUUUGUGCGACCGUCAGUCGUUUUUUGUGUUGUCAGUUUGGAUCGAUGUCCUUACGAAGUCGUAGAAGAGAUCAAGAUGAUUGGUAUUGUUCUAUCAUUUCAAAAAUAUGUCCAAUAGUUUUAAAUCACCUGCAGAUAAGUCUUUUUAAUUGAAUUGAAAUCUAUAUAUCAGCUGUAUUAAAUAAUGACAUCUUUCGGUUACGUGACUGUACGGGUCAUAAGUUUAAAAUUUUAUCACAUAGAUGCGCUUGCGUGAUGCGCUAUAAAGCUAAAUCGGUGAAGAAGAAACAAUAAUGAUUGCGUAGUUGGAGGAAUUGACAUAAAAAAAUGAGGGUGUUAGAUACUAAAACAGUGCCUUAGACCAUUUUACAGUUAUGAAUGGAAACGAGGCUGGAGUUGAUUGAUACAACCCUUCCUGCUUUGUUAUGUAAAUCUUGUUGUUCUUAUCCCAACUAGUAUUUUUCAAGCAUAACUUCCAUAAGAAAACAAAGGAGGUUUUUAUCAAAAUGUGGUCAAGGCUAGCGUACUAAGCAUUCAACUAUGAAAUGGUCUCUUCGUUCAUGUUUCCUGUAAACUAUGGCUUUUCCUUUGGCAGCUGAUGGAACAGGGGUUUGUCAGGGGCGGGGGGGUGGGCAGGGGAAAUGAUGAGAAUAAGAUUCUUUGGAGUGGGGGUGGGGAUGGUUCACGAGGAAACUUUUAGCCCCAAGUAAUGUCCCCCAACCCAAAUUUUAACAACAAAUUACAAUGUGUUCACAAUCACACUAUUUCUGUAAUCAAGUGGUCAUCAGGAAAACAAAUUAUUGGAGCAACUUCAGAUUACCCUGCCACUUAUUGGGACACUUUAAGAAUAAGGAAUAAGAAAUAGGCACUUUUGUUAUUCAAUGAGAUGCAAAUAAGUGGCAGGGUAUGGUGAAGUUCAAAUUAUAAAAAGAAAACUAACGAUUGUCAGAAAAGUAACUUGUUUACCUUUUAUGAAGAUGUGUAGGGAAACAUUGACUGUUGGCCAAAAACGUGGCUGUUGUAGAGAGGUGACUCAUGUGGAUAGGUGGCUGUUAGUGGAGUUUUGACUGUAUUUAGAGCUCCUACAAUUCUCCUCAUAUACAACCACCCCAGUUGAUAAGGGCCAUUGUGUCAUAAUAAACUUUUUAAGGCUUUUAACCAUGCUGAAAGAGGAGAAGAGCAUUACUUGUAAGUUUAGAAACUUGUUGUAUAUUUAUUAAGGGUUUUGUUUAUUGUUUGUCUGACGAUUGUCCCCAAGAUAUUGAUUGCGAUGUUACACACUAUUUGAUUGAUGAACAAUAUCUUUCGUGACAUUGUUGUUUAUUUGUAUUGAUUUUUAUUGUAGGAGAAAACAGAUGUGGAAGGAGCCCUAUUUGUUUAUAGCAGGUAAGUCAAUAAAUUAUUACAGUAGAGUUCUGGUAAUCUGAAUCUUUGGAGGAAAGUGACAGUUUUGUAUAACUAUUAUAUAAAAUUACCAGUAGUGUUAAAAACAAAUAUAUGAGUCAUAUUAGCCUGGGAGCAAGCUGUCCGGGGCGCUCUGGCGGUGGGGAGGGAAAAGGAAGGAGAGCUUGCAACUUGGUCUCUGGAAUUGGAAUUCCACCUCCAAUUCCCCUGUGGCUCCCCGUCAACUGAGCUGUCAAAUUUUAAUGUAAUAAAUUAUUAAUCUUGUGGAAUGUGAUCCAUUUUUUAGAUCCACUCCUCCUUCCAGUGCCUUCUUCAUAAUGAACAGACUAAAUAUGAACAAUAUGAAGGAACCAAUAACAAACAAUAUGGAGUUUAAACUUCAGGAUCCAUUUUUGUUAUAUAGAAACCUCACAAGUAAGUAUCCUCAGAAUUCUAAACAAGUUUUACCAAACUUUCGCUGAUCUGUGUAGGGUGUUCAUUGGGCACCAGAGAUCGGAGAAUUCUCUGUUUGUUAAUGUGUGAUAGCCUAUGAAUAUUUUUAAUUUAGACAUGGAGCCUCUAUCUUUUACAAUAUUCUGCUGUAAUGUUACACCUUUCUCCAGCUACUAUAAUUUAUUCUUCAUGAAAAGAGUGAGGCCAUUACGGGGAAAUCUCAGUCUGAGGCCUUGAUUUAUUGACUGAGUGAUAGCGAGGUCAAUACAUCAAGGCCUCGGUCUAAGAUUUCCCUGUCAUGACUGAACAGUCCAGGUUAAUAAGUUAUUUAUUAUAUGGCCUUUUCAUUAUGGAGCUGAGCCUGCAAUCAAUUAAAACCAACAAGUGGUCAGCAGAUAACUAAAAAAAACAUGUCACCUCAAUGAAUUGUACACUUGAGCCUGCGAUACAGUCAGGUGACACUGGUCAGCAGGUACCCUUUUUGACAGCUGUCAAUUGACCAUAACAUGGCAGUCCAUAAGUAAACACAGUUUGUAUAUGCUUUGGACACAUAGCUAGUGAUGCCUGGUCAUUAUUAGAAAACAGCCAAUCAGAGGGCACGUACUAUUGUAGCCAUAUAAUAAAGUGCCUUAGCCCAAAUUGGCAUUAUUAUUUCUUUGAUUUUAGAGGAGAUAUAUGGCAUCUGGUUUUAUGAUAGCGAUGAAUGUAAAAGACUGGCCAUGCUGUUGACAAAGUAAGUCACAUGUACAUAACUUAUUGAAUCAACCCAAAUUAAUUUUUUUAAAAUUUUUUUUCCACUUCUUUCCUACCUAUCAUUACCCAAAGACAAUUUGUGACAGGUUUAGUGUACUAAUAGAGUAAUUAGAGAGCUCAAGCAACCACUAUGAUGAUAGCAGUGUAAAAGUCGCUGAAAAAUGUAUUUGAGUUGUUUCAAACUUACAUGUAUUUACUGUAGCCUUUCCCAAUUUGUCAAAUAAGUCAAAUUUUCCAGGAGUUGAAUGCAUCCAAGUUCUAAAUGGGAAAAUAACAUUUGUUUUGUGUAUACAUCCUCCACAGGAGUUUCAUUUCUUAGUUGUGCAAUGGUCAUGUAGUUGUCCCCAUGGUUGCCUAAGUUCCCUAUUUUUAACAGGACCAGGCAAUUCUACUUAGAAUGUUACAGUUUCAUAAAGCACUAAAUCUUGCAUGUCCAUUUUGUUUGCAGGCUCUCUUCGGAGACAGCACCAACAACCAGGCCAGUGAGUAAUCCUCCUCCACCUGUGCAAAGUCCUCAGGUAAUUUUCUUUCUUUUUCCCUUUUUUUGUCUCCUUUUUUGAGGUCUUUAGAUGACAUUUUCAUCCUACCUUAUUAAGCUACUUAACGUUUCCUUUUCAUAGAAGGAUAAAAAAGAGAGUUCAACAGAGGAAAAAGUUGAUAUCAUGCAGCUUUUUGCUAAAGCACAAGAAAGAUAUAUUAAUGAGGUACUGUAACACUAGUCUAUUAAUAUUAUUAUAGGAUCUGAAUGUUGACUCCUUUGCUUUAUAAACAGCAAAUGAUUUUAGACUCAAGUAAUGCACAUCAUUCGUUCAUUCAUUCAUUCUGUGGUUUGCCUUUUUUUGCCCCCAUGCAGACCAAAGCAAGUAAUCCAGUCACCUCGUCUACAGCGAGUAGCAACCCUCAAAAACAACCAGUACCUCAAGAACAAAAAGAACAGCAACAAAAAUUUCUCCAACAAAACCAAGCUCAGCAAGAGCAACUUCAAAGACUUUUUCAAACUGAGGACACUCGCCCAAAAAAGCAAAGAGCCUACUCCUCCCCCGCUACUUAUCUGUCAGAUAAACAGUCCCCCUCUCCCAUGGGUAGUAAGACGACAUCCAAGGGGGAGGAGCAAGAGAAUAGUGUUUUACCUGGAGGGGAGAGACAGUCAAGGAAAGGACACAAUAAAGUGAAGAGCCUAACGCUGUCUGACGUUAAAAUGCCCGUGGGUCCAGGUGAGGGAUUAAAGAAUCUUUGGGUAACGCAAUUUAUGUCACACAAUUUUCAACAAUUGCGGUUGGUGUCAACCGGCUGUGGAAUUGACUGGCAUGUCAAAAAUGGCAGCUGAAAGUUGUGGAAGAAAUCAAAAGGAAUAAAUAAGCGUAGAAAGGGUUUCUUAAUCCUAUCAUAAUGCUAUUUAAAGUAAACGAGUAGUAAACUUAUUACCAUAUGCAAUCUACUGUUGAGAUGUGGGACUGAGAAGCGGCUCCGGUUUACGGUCAUCUCGCCACCAAGAAGUCUUACUCGCCACCACAUAACAACUCUGCAACAAUUUAUACUGUUUACUUACCUGAGAUUGUUACUUCUUCCUCAAGCCCAAAUAUAAGUUUAUGGAUUUUAAUUGACACCUUGCGUUGAACUUCUCAUCUUUAGUUUUAUUUUUUGCCAAUAAUUACGACUUUUUAAUACCUUAAAACAGCUUAUUUGCAUCGCUCGAAAAGUGUGAUUUGUUUAAAAUCCAACAGCCUUUCUUACGAAAGUUGGUUAAUAUUGUCACUUGAACCUUACCUCCUUAAAUUUGAUUGUAAAUUUAAAGUGAGAGAAUUCUUUUUAGAGACUUGUCCUUUCACUAAGUAUGAAAAUACAUAUUUCUUGAUAGCGAAUUAGUUGGUGGGGAGAUGGUUUGGUGGCGAGGUGACCCGGAUAUUGCGGUUCGCGCGUUCUCUCGCGGCUUUCGUGGCUGAUUUCUCAGGCCACCUUGUGACCUCUUUUGAUUUACACAGCCCAGUUAUUAAAUCUUUUCUCGAAGAAAAUUGUUGUUUAAAAAUGAUAGUAACGCAGGAUUGUUUCCAGGUGGACUCAUCACUCAGACACAAGAUGACUCUGCGAUUGACAGCACAAAAUCGGGAGCCCAAAGGAAGGUACAAAUGUGUAAAAUGUUCAUUUUUUUCGCCGUUGUGUGAUCGAUUGACCCUCCUCCCCGUGAAGCGUGGUGUUGUCUUGGUUGGCUGGUUGGACAAAUCUGAUGAGGAAUGUUUCGCGUCCUCUUAGAAUUUAACGUCACCUGCUUUACAGUUAUGAGCCGCAAGAAGCAGUUAAAAAGCUUGGCUCCUAGCUCAUACGUAUUUGAUUACACACUAUCAUGAGCCAGCUUUCGAACUACGAGGUUCAGGAAAGUUGGUUUGCAAUGUGCUUUCAAUGAAGUUUUUCUUGUUUAUAGUUAUUUCAAAGCGAUCGACCAGAGGUCAAGAGUAUGGUUACACUACCCACACCAUCAACUGCGUCUGCGCAAUCAACAGUUGCUGCUCAAGUUAAGGUGAGCAUAUGCGGGCACCGUAGUGUGUAAGUGCGUCUUUGUUUGAACGCUAUUGGAAAAGAAUUUACUUAAGUUCGCCAAUCUUGGUAGGGUGACCGUAACAGCGCGUGGUACCAAUUAACUCGGUCCCGUAUGUGUCCCUUCCCUUCCCCCGCCCCCAUAAGAAAUAGACCACAAGACCGGGGACUACGUCCCCUAAUCUUUACGAACAUUGCUUCUUCAACGUCCCACGGUAUAUGUUCAAGGGUUCUGAGACGGGGCCUACGGUUUAUCGUCAUUAUCGAGAAGACUAGAAAGUCUAACCGUUCGCAGAUGUCUUUACAAAGGCAGCACUUUUUCCUCAGUUAUUUAAAUACCCUGAGUGUUGGUCCGGCCGAGGUGUGAACCAGCGGCGUCCCGCUAGGCAGACCGGCGCUUCCGGGGAUUAGCUCCAGACUAUCUAGGUAAAAAAUUUAAAACGAGGUCUGAAAUUCACAGGAGAGACACACGCAACGAGAAUAAGAUUGACAUUCCAGGGUACAGAACUGCCGCAGCUGGCCAAAGGACCUUUCAUUAUCGGACCAUUUCAUUGUGGAACGCUUUACUGGAAAGGCUCACUAGGUUAACAAACGUUGUGACUUUCAAGAAGGAACUUAUGCAUUAUUUUAAAUCGUCUCAUUAAGCAGUCUGUUUUUUAAAGACAGGGGCUGCUUACUAUUGUCUUUGUCUCUUAGGGGCUAUGUUAAUCAUGUCUCGUUAAAAUCUUGUAAAUAUAUAGUUUUAUAGUUUCAUUUUUUAAUCUUUUGUACUUUUAUAUAGAUUUUUCUCCAAGAUAUUGAUGUAAUUACUUUGAAAAACCAGACUUGGAAAGUAAUAUUAUUAUUAUUAUUGUCAUUAUUAUUAUUAUUAAUUAUUAAAAUAAUAAUAAUAAUAAUAAUAAUAAUUUAUUGUUUAUUAUUAUUAUUAUUUUAUCCAAGUGAACUAACCGGGUGGCGGGUUUUCUCUGUGUUGCAGGAGUCCCCACAAAAGCCUUCACAGGAUCAAGCCCUAGCCGCGGCCGCAGCCGCUGCCGCAGCGGGGUCUUCUCUUAUGUCGCCAUUAGCUUUCCAGUCUUCAGGGAAAGUACCGAUUAUGACACCUCCAUCACAGACGAAACAGCCCGCUCCAAAAAUGGAAAUUGCACCUUUGACCCAAGAGCAGCUUGUUCAAGCAAUGACGUAUUUAUUGAAGGUAACUUUUGUUGCUUAAAGAGAGGCACAACGAGUGGUCUUACAUCCAGUCUACAUAAUACAAUCCCAUAUAUGGUAGCAACACUAUAAAUAUAUGGUAACCACACUACACCAGUAUUCAAUGGUUAAAUUGGCAAAGAACCUGCAAUACAUUUACCAUUACAUUUUAGACGUUUCGAUCACGCGCUAAAAAAGAUUUAUCAGCAACAUGACCUAUACAACUGGCAUCCUCAAAAGAGGAAAACACCUUUGAGCGUGUUUAAAAAGAUUGAUUCCAACUCUGAACAUAUUUCACCUGCAUCUGACUCGCCCCCAGUCGUUUUGAUCUGUAAGCGGUCAAGAAACGGUCGCGGGAGACCUAGUACGGCAUCUGCUGCCCGUGCUUCCCUUGACCGCGUUUUCUCUCGUUAAUAUUAAUAGGAGACGUAGAGACGACUGGGGACGAGUCAGCACCUGCGUACAGUCGAACCUCUUGCGUCCGAAAACAGCCGUUUCUCCUCGCUCCUUGCUAAGAAGAAACGACUGUUUUCGCAGGCUAUGGAACCUCCAUGUGCGACUACUUCUUGUAAGCGACCAUCUCCCAGAAACGACCACCUAUCCAAACUGAAAUUUUCCCAGUGAAUCACUAAAGUUGCAACUCGUAAGCGACCACCUAUCGUAGGUGACGGCGGCCACUUUUUUCAGAUGACCGCCUUGGAAUUUUCCUUUGUUUUUAUCCUCCUAUUGCAUGGUUUGAUCUCCAUGCAUGUUGUAUGUACUUCACUACUAAGAGAAUGCGAUGUACUUUUGGUGACAACAUAAAACUACACAUAUGGUAACUUGGAAACUACAUGCAGUGAAUUCUCUUACAAAAUGUAGAUGUGUUCGGUCCUCUUCUCGGAAGAGACCCCUUGUGGUUCGAUUCUCUUAAGCGACCCCUUCCCGCAAGCGGCCUCAGAACCUUCGCAUUCUGGGUGGUCGCUUACGGGAGUUUUGACUUAAUUAAUAAGCACUAUAUUAAUAUUAGAAGUAAUCAGCAAAAACAGCAUGUAUGUACUGUAUAGUUAUAAUAGUUUGUCGUUCAUUUCUUUUCAGAAUGAUCCAGAAUUUGUUACCAAAAUCCACGAGGCAUACUUCAAGAGUUUACAGGACAAACUGCCAACUUAG
Messenger RNA from Porites evermanni, 7669 nucleotides. NCBI's taxonomy places the organism in Eukaryota, Metazoa, Cnidaria, Anthozoa, Scleractinia, Poritidae. The record is from the annotation of a GenBank genome assembly.